GGAACAAAUGCCAUUACUCUCGUUCACUAUAUAGUUCACAUAUGUAGGCAGCACGGAGGUAUUUGGGAUUCGGGCUCACCGUUAAGCCGAACGCUUGAUAGUUUUAUUGCGUGGUGAACGGAGAUUAGCUAAAAACUGGAGUUUAACUGGGACACAUAGACGUGCAGGCUGUAAUUAUGGAAGCGGCGGAUAUUCUAAAGCAGAUUCAAGUGCCCUUGUAUUGGGUAGGGGCUUUAACAGUGGCCUGGGUAUCCGUGUGCACUCUGUACCGACUCCUUAACGGCCUCCGAUUGUGGGUCCUGGGCAACGGGAACCUAAUAAAAGCCUCCAAACUCGGGAAAUGGGCAGUCGUAACCGGGGCCACCGAUGGAAUCGGAAAAGCCUACGCGGAGGAGCUUGCACGCCGAGGCUUUGCCAUCGUCCUCAUCAGCCGGACUCAGGAGAAGCUGGAUGAAGUGUCUAAAGCCAUCGAGAGCAAGUACAACGUUGAGACCAAAACCAUCUCUGCAGACUUCGGAUCAGUGGAUAUCUAUUCCAAGAUUGAAUCUGGACUAGCUGGCCUUGAAAUUGGGAUCUUGGUUAACAACGUCGGGGUGUCCUACUCUUACCCGGAGUUUCUUCUCAGCAUACCAAAUCUGGAUAAUUUCAUCAGCAACAUGAUCAACAUCAACAUCAACUCAGUCUGCCAUAUGACUCGGCUCGUGCUGCCCAGGAUGGUUGACAGGUCUAAAGGAGUUAUCCUGAACGUUGCCUCUGCGAGCGGCAUGUACCCCGUACCUCUCCUCACUCUCUACUCGUCCUCUAAGGCUUUUGUGGAUUUCUUCUCUCGUGGACUGGAUGCUGAGUAUAGAAGCAAGGGCAUUAUCAUCCAGAGCGUGUUGCCCUUCUACGUGACAACCAAGCUGAGUAAGAUCAAGCGAGCGUCUCUGGACAUUCCCACUCCGGAGCGCUAUGUCUCGUCACAGCUGAGCACCGUUGGCCUUCAGAGUCAAACGAACGGCUACCUGCCCCAUGCCAUCAUGGGAUGGGUGACCACUUCUCUACUUCCAGCACGACUGCUGAACAAGUAUAUCAUGAACAUGGGCCUGUCUCAGCGUGCACGUUACCUGAAGAAGCAGAAGCAGGGCUAAGAAGAUCUCGGCAGUAAACGAGGCAGGAUGGGCAGACUUCAGACAGGAGAAGAUUGGUGGACCAAACAAAAAUUCCCUAAAAAUUUCUUUUCCUUCCACUGCUGGAGACUCGAGGUGGAUUCCUGCUUCACUGCUUCACGAAUAGGAUUGUUUCUUUUGGCUAGUUUGAGUCUUGAGGUUUUUGCAUUCAUUUUAGUUCUAAAGAGGAGACACAAGCACUUCAGUGGCAUUGCUAACAAAAAAAAUAAAUCUAUUGCAUUUGUUGAGAAACAUUUCUACCUGGCUUUACUAAUUGAACAGGAUUACGGAGAGGUUGUACCUGUAACAUCACCUUUUACUCUUCAGCACACGAACGCAUUCAGAAGGUUUAAUCUGGUGUUAAAUUCGUAUUCUAGAGCGGAUUAGUUUACAUUUCGCUGCUGGUCUUGAACAGAUUUCACUCGGAGUUAAAGGAGCAGGUUGUAAUUUUCUUUUUAAAGCUUUAUUCUGUGAGGAGAAUCGUAAUUGCAUUUAAAACAUCGACAAUCCUGGGAAUAGCUGAGCAGAUCAGAUUUGGCUGCUUGAGCUCAUUUCUGGGCCGGAAAAAUUGUAAACAGAUGCCGAAGAUGAGUAAAGAAAUGACUCCGUUUCAUAUGGUAAUACUGGGAAUCUUAGAUCUUUGACAUUGUAGGAUUAUUGUGUGUGUAGACAUAUGAAUAAAUUGCAAAAAAAAAAAAAAAUUCCAAUUUCCCUUACCGCACCUUUAAGUGUCGAUGACACGAGUCACAUUUUUAAUUAGUGUUUAUUUUAAGUAUGUUGCAGGUGCAGUUAGCAUCUGUACAGUUGUAUGUCAAUCAGGGGACCUUUUUCAGUAUAAGUUGUAUUUCAAUAGCACUUAUGUUUCUCAUCCUUUUUUUAAAAUAUGGGUCUUCACAUCACCUUUUAUUUUGUAUGUUUUCAUCUGAUGACUGAUUCAUUGGUGCAUUUAAGAUAUGUUAAUUAAUUUCAUUCACCCCCAGAAUACCACAUGAGUGUUUUAUACAGAAUGCAUUUGCAUUACACUAAAUUGGUGUCGCUGCAUUUUUGAUCAUCGCUUAAUUGUAACUAGGGCAUAAUGAUGACCGUGUUACUAAUACAGCAUGGUGAGGACUUGGUGAGCUAAGCGUUCGAUUUCCACUUGUCUCAAACAGCUAAUGCUAUAUUGAUGACAUUGGUUGUAUGAGGAUGAGUUAUGGUUGAGGUCUGAGUUCAGUGUGUAAUUAAAAUGGAUUUGGCUUUAGUUCAGGAGACUUAGAACAGAACAUGACCAUGAUGUCAAUGUCAAACUUGCAGAUAUAAACUAAAUUGCUUUGUUGCUUGGUAUGAGUCUUGUGUUCCUUAAUAAAAAAAAAAAAAAAUUGUUGAAAAUCUUAAAGCCUAGUCAUGACUUUAAACAUCUAAAUUAAAACUGCAGAGUUGACAAGACACAUAUUAUGAAUUAAACUGACCAAUGAUUGAUUUUUAAGACAUGUGAACACCAUUUUUCUUGAUUUAAAGAAUCAUUAUCUGAUUUCAUAGAAAACUACACUUGUAUUCAAAGGUUUGUGCAGCCCUGGCUAAAUGCUUUAUUGAAUUUAAAAGGAAUAAACACAACCUUUGCAGCAAUUACUAAACUCUUAAAAUUUUUCUGCAAGUUGCAAUGCACAUUUACUUUUCUAUUUGAUUAACUUUAAAAAAAAAAAAAAAAAAAAAAAGAGAGAGAAAAUUUUGGCAUGUGCAGUUGUAAAGCCUUGCACUUGAUUACCUUUUUAAGCUUUAAUUGGCUCAUUAGGACUUACAUUUUUGACACGCACCUUGUGCUAGCACUCAACGAUUCUGGGCUCCAGCUGACUGAGAACCUAAUUAAAGCUAAUAAUGAUACCUACAAAGCAUGCUAUGAAAAAACCUAUUGUUUAAAUUGCAGUAUGAAAUGGCCGUUAUGAAGAAAUAUGGAAAUCAAGGAAAUAUCUUUGUUUUAGAUCGACCUGUAUCCUAGUCAGAAAGCCAUAAAUGUUUUCAAGGACCUGCAGGAAGCUUUAGCUCUAACAGGAAUAAUGAUGCAUUGGUCUAACUAUACUCUGCAUGGAAGAGUCAUCAGAACUAUAGAUCUGUUAAAUGAAGAAGGGAAGUGGUAGCAUAGUGGUGAAGGUGUUGGACUACUGAUCAGAAGGUUGUCCCUAAUCUCAGUACCACCACUCCUGGGCUCUGAACUGUAUAAUACAUAUAAAUUGUUCUGGAUUAAAGGUGUCUGCCAAAUGCUGUAAAUCUAAGCGUGGAACUAUCAACAGCUUAUACAGGUGAGAUCCCCCCCCCUUUUUUUGUUUGUAAUUCGCUUUUAUUUACAUAGAAUUCUAUACAUGAUGAGCCCUAUUCAUGAAGAUUUUUUGGAUACCCUGUAGAUAAGGCAGAGGCAAUUUAGAGAAAAGUGCUGUGGACUGAUGAAGUUAAAAUGAAACUCACUGGCUCACCAACGGUAUGUUAGGAAGAAAAAACACUAAGAAGAGUGUGUUUCCAAUUCAUUAAACAAGAAUAGAAAGCAUCCUAGCUGGCUAAACAAGCACUUGCAAGCUGUAUUAUCUGCCAAAGGGUAACUAAGCACUGAUUUAGUAAGGUGUCUGUGUACUGAAGUAACUGGAAGAAAGGUGUUCUUUUAGCACUAGUUUGCUGAAGAGGUUGUGUUGAAUCUUUUUCAUUUAAAAAAAAAUCGACUAAGGUUGCAAUUUAGGGAGGGGUCCCGGAACUUUUCCAUUCUACUGUUUAUUCGUUCAUCUUUAGCAGCUAUUUUUUAUUUUUUUUUAUCCUGGUCAGGUUUGUGGUGUACUAUAACUUGACUUCUGAGUUUUUUUCUUAGGCUAUUAUACUGCAUUAAUUAGCAAUAGCUAACUUGAUGCUAAAACAAUACUAGCAUUAUUAUAGAUAUGCCUGAAUAUAUAUAUAUAUAUAUAUAUAUACAGAUUGAAGACAAAUUAAAGGAAUAACACUUGUUCUUUUUUGCUGUAGAGGUUGUUUUGCUGUACCACUAUGGGUCCACUUGUCCUCUUAAAAGGGGCCACAUUUACCCUAUGAUUAAUCAUUUCUAUGAUUCUGAUGCAGGAAUACAUUUUAAUAAUACACACUUAUUCACUCACUCACACUUAGCAGCAUGGUUUUGGGAGGUAGAGGGAAACUGGAGAAUCUGGAGGAAACCCACACUGACCCAGUUUGAUCACUACUGGAGCACAGGCUCCUCAAGAAUUUUGCAAAAGUGCUUAAAUAUUAAAAAUUAAGGGGAUCCUGGGGUAUGCCCAUUUUUUAUAGAAACAUCAUUGAAGCAUUCAAUUCUGAUGACUUUAGGGUAUAUAUACAGUAUAUACACCGAUCAGCCAUAACAUUAUGAGCACUGAGAGGUGAAGUGAAUAACACUGAUGAUCUCAUCAUGGCACCUGUUAGUGGGUGGGAUAUAUUCGGCAGCAAGUGAACAUUUUGUCCUCAAAGUUGAUGUGAGGAAAAAUGGGCAAGCGUAAGGAUUUGAGCGAGUUUGACAAGGGCCAAAUUGUGAUGGCUAGAGGCCUGGAUCAGAGCGUCUCCAAAACUGCAGUGGUCACUAUCUAACAAAAGUGGUCCAAGGAAGGAACAGCAGUGAACCGACGACAGGGUCAUGGGCGGCCAAAGCUCAUUGAUGCAUGUGGGGAGUGAAGGCUUGCCCGUGUGAUCCGAUCCAACAGACGAGCUACAUUUGCUCAGAUUGCCGAAGUUAAUGCUGGUUCUGAUAGAAAGGUGUCAGAAUACACAGGGCAUGACGGGUCAGGGCUGUUUUGGCAGCAAAAGGGGGACAUAAUGUUAUGCCUGAUCAGUGUAUAUCUGUGUGUCAUAUUAUAUGAUAAACAUUAAUGUAAGUAUGCCAGUUAUUCCAUUAGUUCAAUUCUACAUUUUAAUUUAUUUUAAAUGGCUUUACUAAAUUUGCCUAUGUAAACUUCAUUUUAAACCAUUUCUAACAACAUUAAUAACUAACUAGCGUUCUAAAUGAACAAAUCACUUCAAAAAAUGGUCACUGCAUUCUAAAUCCCAUUGUUUGUGUUAGAAUGCCAAGUUAGACAUUCUUAAGAGAUUAGAGAUUAGCAAGCAUUCUUUCAGCAGUUUACAAACUAAUGCUAUCGACCGAAUCUUUGCCAAGUAAAUUGGAUCUAGAAGGGUCUUAAAGGGUCUAGCGACACCCCUGUACAUGUGGCACGUCAUGAAUUAGCAGUUUAAUUUGAUUUAGAUUGGAUUUCUAUUCUUUUUAAAAUAGCAGUGUUUGGUGUUAAGUGGCUUAGUGGUUGUCAAACAUCUGAAACAAAAAUGACUUUGCGCAAGCUUUUGGUUUUUUAAGGACAUGUACUCUUGGGUUUAGCCAUUUUAUUAAGUUGACACAUGACUGAGCUACUCUACUACAUGCAUAUUUCCCUCUGUGACUGCAUAGAUUUGCUGCGAGUUGCUUUCUUUCCAAUGGUAUUGCAUCACUGUGUACAUAAAGUUAUUCUAACUCUACAGCACCCAACAUUGCUUCCAGCCUAUAAACUAAUCUGUAAUUCUA
Messenger RNA from Hemibagrus wyckioides, 5679 nucleotides. It is a transcript of the gene hsd17b12b, whose product is annotated as hydroxysteroid (17-beta) dehydrogenase 12b. Lineage: Eukaryota; Metazoa; Chordata; Actinopteri; Siluriformes; Bagridae. Gene Ontology annotation, cellular component: endoplasmic reticulum. The record is from RefSeq and is a predicted model, not a curated record. Gene Ontology annotation, molecular function: oxidoreductase activity. The coding region runs from base 177 to 1130 and encodes 317 amino acids. The transcript is spliced from 11 exons.